AUGAAUCACUCCAAAGCAUCGUUGGAAUGGUUGAUGUGGCAAGAAUACAAUAUCGGAAGUCGAAUUCAGCACGCACGUAACGGAGGAGAGUAUCGUAUCCCUGUUGGCCCUACCUCGUACUUCGUGGAUGGUUAUGAUGCACAGACCCGCGCAGUCUACGAAUUUCACGGGUGCCUCUAUCAUGGUUGUCGUACCUGUUACACAAAUCGCAAACAAAUUCCGUUCUGUUCUAAUGGGUUGACCUUAGAAGCCUUACGCCAACAGACCAGUCAGAAAAUCCAAAAACUCCGCGGUAAAGGGUAUCGAGUGGUGGAAAUCUGGGAGUGUGAAUGGGAGAAAGAGAAGAAAGAAGCACCAGCCAUUGCCGAAUUUCUAAAAGAUUUGGAUAUUAUCCCUCCUUUGAACCCAAGAGAAGGUUUUUACGGUGGUAGAAUGGGCGCCGCCUGCCUGUACCAUAAAGUAAAUGAAGAAGAAAGAGAAGAAAUCCGCUACAUCGACGUAACCUCUGAGUACUCCUACGUAAACAAGUAUGGUACGUACCCUGUAGGCCACCCAGACAUUCAUUUGGAACCAGAGAAUCAAGACCCUAGAAGUUACUUUGGCUUGAUGACUGUGGACAUCACCCCACCCGCUGACCUGUAUAACCCAGUCUUACCUUACCGUCAUAAAAUUGGAAACUCCUACAAGCUGACCUUCCCAUUAUGCCGUGAAUGUGUAGAAAUAGAGACACAGAAAGAACACAUGCUGGAACGCGACUAUCACUGCCCACACAGUGAUGAAGAACGAAUGUUACGAGGCACCUGGUGA
Molecule: messenger RNA, 807 nt
Organism: Pocillopora meandrina
Lineage: Eukaryota; Metazoa; Cnidaria; Anthozoa; Scleractinia; Pocilloporidae
Source: the annotation of a GenBank genome assembly